Exaiptasia diaphana is the source of this 1347-nucleotide messenger RNA. RefSeq lists its product as uncharacterized. Bases 1 to 1347 code for a protein of 448 amino acids. The transcript has 2 exons. The record is from RefSeq and is a predicted model, not a curated record. Lineage: Eukaryota; Metazoa; Cnidaria; Anthozoa; Actiniaria; Aiptasiidae.
AUGCUAUCGAUGGGAGGCUUUAGACUGACCAAGUGGCUAAGUAAUGACCCAGACGUGAUAGGAUCCAUCCCUGAAGGUGAAAGAUCGGCGAAGGUACUCGAUCUCGACAUGGACAAGGAAAGACUUCCGGUUGAGAGGACAUUGGGUCUAAAAUGGGACAUGCACGCAGACAAGUUCAUCUUUGAUGUAAUGCCUAAGGAGAAGCCAGCUACGCGGAGAGGAAUCCUGUCUGUCACAAGCUCAAUAUACGACCCUCUAGGAUUUCUAGCACCAGUGAUUCUUCCUGCUAAGAGGAUAAUUCAAGACUUAUGCAGAAAGCAACUCAACUGGGAUGAUGACAUCGAUGAAGAGGACUUGCAGAGUUGGAAUAAAUGGCGAGAACAGUUACUACAACUUUCGCAGUUGGCCAUAGAACGGUGUCUCAAGCCAAUACAUUCAAGUGAAAUCAAGCGCGCAGAACUGCACAACUUUGCUGACGCAUCKCAGUACYCCUAUGGAGCAGUUUCAUAUCUGAGAGUCAUUGACAACACUGGAAGUACURACGUAUCAUUCCUUAUGGGCAAGUCACGCCUCGCUCAUUUAAGGCCCCCAACAGUACCACGUCUUGAAUUGUCUGCAGCUGCGUUAGCCACCGAGGUGGACAAGGCUCUUCGAAGGGAACUCGAAAUACCCAUAGAUGAAUCCUUCUUCUGGACUGAUUCAACAUCAGUACUUCAGUACAUCAGAAACACAACAACAAGAUUCCAUACGUUUGUUGCCAACCGUCUUACAGUUAUCCACGACCACACCGAAUCGUAUCAAUGGAGAUAUGUCCCAACCAACUUAAACCCAGCGGAUGACGCAAGUAGAGGUAUUGCAGUGAAGGAUCUAUGCCACAGCAACUGGUUGCAUGGCCCAGACUUUUUAGCAGAAGACAAGGCUCUCUGGCCUGCAGAGCCUCAUGCGCUGACAUCCAACUGCUUAGACAAAGAUCCUGAAGUGAAAGCUCAUCCAGCUCAAUGCAUGAGCUCGAGGCUUCAUCGCGAGGAGCAUGGCUACUGUCGACGCAGGUGGAAACAGGUACAGUACCUAGCGAACGUAUUUUGGCAGCGAUGGCUCAAAGAAUAUCUUCCAAUCAUGCAAGUACGACAGAAAUGGCUCAGGCCACAGCGCAACCUACAAGAUGGAGAUUUGGUGCUAAUAGCAGACGAGAAUACCCCGCGUGGUAAAUGGCCAAUUGGCAAGGUUACAAAGGUGAACAAAGGAAGAGAUGGUUUGGUACGUUCAGCCUGUCUCUCCACAAGUUCCGGAUCUAUGGUCACAAGACCUAUCACAAAGCUCUGUUUUCUUGAACACCAAGAGCAAUGA